AUGAAGGAAGCCAGAGGAGCUGUCAAAACCUUAGGCUCCUCCAAAAGUGAAAACAUGCACACACAGUGUUGUGUAGAAUAAUAAAUAUAAGACUAAACAUUCAUAUAAAUUGGAUUUGAAUCCAGCAUGCCUCCUGAAAAGUGGCCUGUCCUUGAAGAAGGCUGUCUGUGUUGUGUUAAUGUGCUGGUGGAAACUGACUAGCUCUGUCUCAGAGUCAAACUCCCCAGUCCCCACAGCUCCACUGUAGCUGCUACCAAGUCAGUUCUGUUCCCCUCAGGAAAUCUGGCCUUGGUUACACGGUUCAAACUAAGGCAAGCUGCAAGAUAGAUUGAAGCAUGUUCAGAUGUUUCUUCUUCUUCUUCUUCUUCUUCUUCUUCUUCUUCUUCUUCCUAUACUUACUAUUUUUCCUUCUACUUUAUUGAAUGUCACUGUGUAUUUCCUUGGGCGUAUUGGGUCUGGUUCUCCAGUGUGCCAACCCUGGUGUCUGAGAGCUCUACCCUGAUCGGGAGGAGAUGAGCUGGGCAGAGGAGGACUGGACGGUGGGCCUGCCUGGCCGGGCCCUGCAGAAGGUCAAGGAGCUGCAGGUCCAGCAGGAGAGGCUGAACCGAGAGAGACAGCAGAAACAGCUGCAGCUGGACAGCACACAGACCUCCCUCAACAAACAGACUGUCAAGGUACGAGGCCUAUGUUAAGUUAAUGUAUUGUGUUCAGUUCACGAGGAAGAGAAAGUUGUCAUCUGAGUUAGGUGAUGAUUACUGUAGAGAUAAGAGAUGAAGCUGUACAAUAACAAUGCAGCACUUUGCUCAGCUGGUUUAAUACUCGUUUAACAUGCUUUUCCUCUCAUUCUACCCUUACGCUGUGAAAACUAUUUCGCUUUAGUCAUGUUUGUCGUUAGUAGCCUAAACACCAGUCUGUUGUUGCUUUUAGCCAACUGCUAUGUUGUUGGUUAAAGCAGAAACAGACUGGCUCCCAGACUAGUGUGUACUACUUCUAUGUCAGGAAGUAAAUGGUGUUUUCCUGGUAUUCUUUAAAUUGUUAUUUCCUGCUUUCCUGAUAUUAUUGAGCUGAUAUUUAACCUCUCUCUGUCUGCCCAUCUCCUCUCCCUCUCCUCUCUCCUCCUCUCUAUGUCUGCCCAUUUCCUCUCUACCUCUCCUCGCUCCUCUCCCUCUCCUCUCUCCUCUUCUCUCCCCUCCUCUCUCUGUCUGCCCAUCUCCUCUCCCUCUCCUCUUCAGUAUGAGGAGGUGUGCGGGGAGCUGCAGUGUGUACAGAGGGAGUUACAGGGGGCUCGUGAGGAGGUGCAGGCAGGUGUCUGUGCGCAGGAGCGUCUCUCUCAGGAUCUCCAAGUGAAACAGGCCCAGGUGUGUUCACUGGAGGGACAGCUGGGCUCGGCACGAACCCUCACACACACCCUCGAAAAGGAGGUCAAAAGGUGAGUAGCAGCAGCUAUGGACAUUUGACCUGCAACAUUUUAAUUUACCGGACAUUUGACCUGCAACAUUUUAAUUUACCGGACAUUUGACCUGCAACAUUUACAUUUACUGGACAUUUGACCUGCAUCAUUUUAAUUUACCGGACAUUUGACAUGCAACAUUUUAAUUUACCGGACAUUUGAGAAAUUUACCGGACCCAUAUGCAUUGGGUGCGUAACCUGAUUAGGGCGUCCACCCAAGAUGCUCAGAAUGACAGAAAUAACAACACCAAAAUAAAAGCUAGACAGGGAGAAUCCAACAUUUAAAAAAUGAUUUAUUUAGAAAUAUCUUUGUCAUGGCCAUUGAUUUUGUUAUGUUUGAGUUACUCAGAUAGCAUAAGCCAUGGCAAGAUGUGUAGAAUUGCAGGAAAUUUGCUUUAAAACCGCAAAUCUUUAUCUCUGCCACAUGGCAAAAUGUGUAGAAUUGCAGGAAAUUCGCUUUAAAACAGCAAACAUUUUAUCCAGAAAAAACCCUGUGUGCAGGUCCUGUUCUUUGUUUCCUAUGUUCUCUCUUCUCCCUCUCUCCCUCUCCUUCGCCCGCUCCAUCCCGCUUUCCCUUCUCCCCCCCCCCUUUCUCUCCUUCUCUCCUCUUCGCUCCCUCUCUCCUUCUCGCCAUCCCACGAGCCUUUCCAGCUCUCUGCCCUCAUCCGACCGUCACUUCUCUCCGCGUCCAGCCCUCAGUCACGCUCCUCACCCUCAUCACCGCAUCGCCUCAUGACCAUCGAAAGAAAAGUCUCUCAAUCUCAUGCCUCUCAUACAUUCAGUCAAGACUACGUCUCCUCAAUCUCGAGUCUCUGACUCGUCCUUCUCUCCUCGGGCCUUCCUGGUGUCGCCUCCUCUGCCAUCGCUCGUCUACGCCUCUCUUCGCUCUCUCCUCAUCAUCCCUUCCCCUCCUCCCUCUCUCUCUUUCCUUGCCCAUGCAAAUUGUAGAUUCAGGAAAUUCGCUUUAAAACGGCAAAAUUUUCCAGAAAAAACCCGUGUGCAGGUCCUGUUCUUUGUUUCCUAUGUCUCUCUCUACUCGCAACUUUUCCAUACUCCUUCCCUCUUCCGCUCGUCUCUUUCUCCUUCUCCUCUUCCUCUCCCAUCUCCUACUCUCACCUCUCUCGUCUCAAGGUCCCCUUUUCCAGAGGCGGAGCUGAAGAGGAAGGAGAAUUGCCACUUAGCUCUCCCUCGACCUCGCCAUCUCCCGUUCUUUCCUUCUCUCCCUCUCUCCGCUCUCUAUCCUCCUCUUUCUCUCCCUAUCUCCUUCUCUCCUUCUCUCCCUCUCUCCUUCUCUCCCUCUCUCCUCCUCUUCCUUCUGCCUUUUUCUUUCUCUCUCUCUCUCCCAGGUUGGAGGCGGAGCUAGAGAAGUUACAGACCACUAGCAGCUCUGGAGAUUCCAUGUUGUUUUCCAACCCAUGCUGGAGUAUGACAUCACCACGGUACCACAAUGGUACAGCACACUCUACUCACUCUCUUGAUUUCCUCCUGCACCACCCUUUUUCUCUCUUGCUCUCUCUCUUGUUAUCUUCUUUCUAGUCUUCUCUCCCUUUGGUCCUCAGUCAGGAGAGCUCUUUCUUAGCUGAGUCGGAGUGUUGCUUAGUAACUGAACUAUGGAUGUUGUGUUGUGUCUCUGUAGGUGGGAGACAGGAGGACAGGCAAGGACAGAGAGAAGAGGGGGACAAUAAAGCACUACACGUCAGAGUGAGUUCAAUACCUAAAACUGAGGCCUUCUCAGCCAACCAGCCACACAUGUUCUGAACACACUGUAUUCUUUGGGCUCCCGAGUGGCGCAGUGGUCUAAGGCUGUAUCACAACCGGCCGUUAUUGGGAGUCCCAUAGGGCGGCGCACAAUUGGCCCAGCGUCGUCCGGGUUUGGCCGGUGUAGGCCGUCAUUGUAAAUAAGAAUUUGUUCUUAACUGAACUAGUUAAAUAAAGGUUAAAAAAAAUAUAUAAUUUUUUAUUUUAUUUGUCAUCCUACCAUAUGGGUUCACAGUGCAAUAACCCAGUGCUAUAACCCAGUGCUAUAACCCGGUGCUGUAACCCGGUGCUAUAACCUGGUGCUAUAACCCAGUGCUAUAACCCAGUGCUAUAACCCGGUGCUAUAACCCGGUGCUAUAACCCGGUGCUAUAACCCGGUGCUAUAACCCGGUGCUAUAACCCAGUGCUAUAACCCAGUGCUAUAACCCAGUGCUAUAACCCGGUGCUAUAACCUGGUGCUAUAACCCAGUGCUAUAACCCAGUGCUAUAACCCGGUGCUAUAACCCGGUGUUAUAACCCGGUGCUAUAACCUGGUGCUAUAACCCAGUGCUAUAACCCAGUGCUAUAACCCAGUGCUAUAACCCGGUGCUAUAACCCGGUGCUAUAACCCGGUGCUAUAACCUGGUGCUAUAACCCAGUGCUAUAACCCGGUGCUAUAACCCAGUGCUAUAACCCGGUGCUAUAACCCGGUGCUAUAACCUGUUGCUAUAACCCGGUGCUAUAACCCGGUGCUAUAACCCGGUGCUAUAACCUGGUGCUACUGGCUAUAGGGUGAACGCACCAAUUGGUGAGUCGCUCUGGAUAAGAGCGUCUGCUAAAUGACGUAAAUGUGCCCCUGAGCAAGGCACUUAACCCUAAUUGCUCCUGUAAGUCGCUCUGGAUAAGAGCGUCUGCUAAAUGACUAAAAUGUAAAUGUAAAUGUAUAACCUGGUGCUAUAACCCAGUGCUAUAACCCGGUGCUAUAACCCAGUGCUAUAACCCAGUGCUAUAACCCGGUGCUAUAACCUGGUGCUAUAACCCAGUGCUAUAACCCGGUGCUAUAACCCAGUGCUAUAACCCGGCCCGGUGCUAUAACCCGGUGCUAUAACCCGGUGCUAUAACCCAGUGCUAUAACCCGGUGCUAUAACCCAGUGCUAUAACCCGGUGCUAUAACCCGGUGCUAUAACCCGGUGCUAUAACCCGGACCUAUAACCUGGUGCUAUAACCCGGUGCUAUAACCCGGUGCUAUAACCCGGUGCUAUAACCUGGUGCUAUAACCCAGUGCUAUAACCCGGUGCUAUAACCCGGUGCUAUAACCCGGUGCUAUAACCCGGUGCUAUAACCUGUUGCUAUAACCCGGUGCUAUAACCCGGUGCUAUAACCCGGUGCUAUAACCUGGUGCUAUAACCCGGUGCUAUAACCCAGUGCUAUAACCCGGUGCUAUAACCCAGUGCUAUAACCUGGUGCUAUAACCCGGUGCUAUAACCCGGUGCUAUAACCUGGUGCUAUAACCCGGUGCUAUAACCCGGUGCUAUAACCUGGUGCUAUAACCCGGGGCUAUAACCCGGUGCUAUAACCCGGUGCUAUAACCCAGUGCUAUAACCCGGUGCUAUAACCCGGUGCUAUAACCCGGUGCUAUAACCUGGUGCUAUAACCCAGUGCUAUAACCCGGUGCUAUAACCCAGUGCUAUAACCCGGUGCUAUAACCCGGUGCCAUAACCCGGUGCUAUAACCCGGUGCUAUAACCCAGUGCUAUAACCCAGUGCUAUAACCCGGUGCUAUAACCCGGUGCUAUAACCCAGUGCUAUAACCCGGUGCUAUAACCCGGUGCUAUAACCCAGUGCUAUAACCUGGUGCUAUAACCCGGUGCUAUAACCCGGUGCUAUAACCCGGUGCUAUAAUCCGGUGCUGUAGCUGCACUUGUUUUCAUCCCUCCCUCUUUUUUCCUCCCACCUUCAGCAACAGCUCAAGUUCUCAGACCCUGGCAUCUUGUCCACGCCCAUGUUCCCACAACAACAAGUGCACGCCCCACCGGCGCCCGUCCCGCCAAUCAGACUCCUCCACUCCCUCGGCUGUGUUUCCGUGGGAACGGGACGACCCAAAGCCUUCCGCCAGGGGACGACUCACUCCUCCUCCCUCUCCCACUCUCCCCUCCAGCCAUGUCAUCAGACGAGGCCAGGAAGCUGGGGGUUGUGGGAUGGUGGAGGACCUCAGGAGAGAGACAGACAGUACGUGUCACUUUGUCACCUGUGUUAUCAUUUAUUGACAGAUCAAUCAUGUGUUCUGAUGUCAGACUCCACUCCAAGCACCUUGGUUUAUCGUAUACUGUAUGUCACAACAUCAUGUAUUUCAUACAUUCUGAUGUCUGGCCUCAAAUCUCUCUCUAGUAUUUCCAAGAAUCUGAGGAUUUGUUUCUUUUAGUAGUCCAAUAAUGGUAGUAUUUGUUUCCAUUAGUAGGGCAAUAAUAUAUGGUAGUAUUUGUUUCCAUUAGUAGGGCAAUAAUAUAUGGUAGUAUUUGUUUCCAUUAGUAGGCCAAUAAUAUAUGGGUAGUAUUUAUUUCCAUUAGUUGGCCAAUAAUAUAUGGGUUAUAUUUAUUUCCAUUAGUAGGCCAAUAAUAUAUGGGUUAUAUUUAUUUCCAUUAGUAUGGCAAUAAUAUAUGGGUUGUAUUUGUUUCCAUUACUAUGGCAAUAAUAUAUGGGUAGUAUUUGUUUCCAUUAGUAGGGCAAUAAUAUAUGGGUAGUAUUUGUUUUCAUUAGUAGGCCAAUAAUAUAUGGGUUGUAUUUGUUUCCAUUAGUAUGGCAAUAAUAUAUGGGUAGUAUUUAUUUCCAUUAGUUGGCCAAUAAUAAAUGGGUUGUAUUUGUUUCAAUUAGUAUGGCAAUAAUAUAUGGGUGGUAUUUAUUUCCAUUAGUAGGCCAAUAAUAUAUGGGUUGUAUUUGUUUCCAUUAGUAGGCCAAUAAUAUAUGGUUGUGUUUGUUUCCAUUAGUUGGCCAAUAAUAAAUGGGUUGUACAGUGGGGAAAAAAAGUAUUUAGUCAGCCACCAAUUGUGCAAGUUCUCCCACUUAAAAAGAUGAGAGAGGGAUGUAAUUUUCAUCAUAGGUACACGUCAACUAUGACAGACAAAUUGAGGAAAAGAAAUCCAGAAAAUCACAUUGUAGGAUUUUUAAUGAAUUUAUUUGCAAAUUAUGGUGGAAAAUAAGUAUUUGGUCACCUACAAACAAGCAAGAUUUCUGGCUCUCACAGACCUGUAACUUCUUCUUUAAGAGGCUCCUCUGUCCUCCACUCGUUACCUGUAUUAAUGGCACCUGUUUGAACUUGUUAUCAGUAUAAAAGACACCUGUCCACAACCUCAAACAGUCACACUCCAAACUCCACUAUGGCCAAGACCAAAGAGCUGUCAAAGGACACCAGAAACAAAAUUGUAGACCUGCACCAGGCUGGGAAGACUGAAUCUGCAAUAGGUAAGCAGCUUGGUUUGAAGAAAUCAACUGUGGGAGCAAUUAUUAGGAAAUGGAAGACAUACAAAACCACUGAUAAUCUCCCUCGAUCUGGGGCUCCACGCAAGAUCUCAUCCCGUGGGGUCAAAAUGAUCACAAGAACGGUGAGCAAAAAUCCCAGAACCACACGGGGGGACCUAGUGAAUGACCUGCAGAGAGCUGGGACCAAAGUAACAAAGCCUACCAUCAGUAACACACUACGCCGCCAGGGACUCAAAUCCUGCAGUGCCAGACGUGUCCCCCUGCUUAAGCCAGUACAUGUCCAGGCCCGUCUGAAGUUUGCUAGAGUGCAUUUGGAUGAUCCAGAAGAGGAUUGGGAGAAUGUCAUAUGGUCAGAUGAAACCAAAAUAUAACUUUUUGGUAAAAACUCAAAGAAUGCUGAGUUGCAUCCAAAGAAAACCAUACCUACUGUGAAGCAUGGGGGUGGAAACAUCAUGCUUUGGGGCUGUUUUUCUGCAAAGGGACCAGGACGACUGAUCCGUGUAAAGGAAAGAAUGAAUGGGGCCAUGUAUCGUGAGAUUUUGAGUGAAAACCUCCUACCAUCAGCAAGGGCAUUGAAGAUGAAACGUGGCUGGGUCUUUCAGCAUGACAAUGAUCCCAAACACACCGCCUGGGCAACGAAGGAGUGGCUUCGUAAGAAGCAUUUCAAGGUCCUGGAGUGGCCUAGCCAGUCUCCAGAUCUCAACCCCAUAGAAAAUCUUUGGAGGGAGUUGAAAGUCCGUGUUGCCCAGCGACAGCCCCAAAACAUCAAUGCUCUAGAGGAGAUCUGCAUGGAGGAAUGGGCCAAAAUACCAGCAACAGUGUGUGAAAACCUUGUGAAGACUUACAGAAAACGUUUGACCUGUGUCAUUGCCAACAAAGGGUAUAUAACAAAGUAUUGAGAAACUUUUGUUAUUGACCAAAUACUUAUUUUCCACUAUAAUUUGCAAAUAAAUUCAUAAAAAAUCCUACAAUGUGAUUUUCUGGAUUUUUCUUUCUCAUUUUGUCUGUCAUAGUUGACGUGUACCUAUGGUGAAAAUUACAGGCCUCUCUCAUCUUUUUAAGUGGGAGAACUUGCACAAUUGGUGGCUGACUAAAUACUUUUUUUCCCACUGUAUUUGUUUCCAUUACUAGGGCAAUAAUAUAUGGGUAGUAUUUAUUUCCAUUAGUAGGCCAAUAAUAUAUGGUAUUAUUUGUUUCCAUUAUUAGGGCAAUAAUAUAUGGGUAGUAUGUAUUUCCAUUAGUAGGGCAAUAAUAUAUGGGUAGUAUUUAUUUCCAUUAGUAGGCCAAUAAUAUAUGGUAUUAUUUGUUUCCAUUAGUAGGCCAAUAAUAUAUGGUAGUAUUUAUUUCCAUUAGUAGGCCAAUAAUAUAUGGGUAGUAUUUGUUUCCAUUAGUAGGCCAAUAAUAUAUGGGUUGUAUUUGUUUCCAUUAGUAGGCCAAUAAUAUAUGGGUUGUAUUUGUUUCCAUUAGUAGGGCAAUAAUAUAUGGGUUGUAUUUGUUUCCAUUAGUAGGGCAAUAAUAUAUGGUAGUAUUUGUUUCCAUUAGUAGGGCAAUAAUAUAUGGGUUGUAUUUGUUUCCAUUAGUAGGCCAAUAAUAUAUGGGUUGUAUUUGUUUCCAUUAGUAGGGCAAUAAUAUAUGGUAGUAUUUGUUUUGUGAGUGCAGGUUUGGAGCAGGAAGGAUGCAGUUAAAGUUAAACCAGUAAAGAAAGCUAGCUUCCUUUGACAACAGAAGGGCAGAGGGAGUGUGUCAGAGGGAGUGUUUAGCCUGAAUGCACCCCCAUUGUCUUUCCUGCUGGUCGGUAGACACUGGCUGCAGUAUGGGCUUUGUGUCAUCCUGUAUGGCUCCAGACACAUUUAAUUACUAGCCUUUCAGUACAGACACUGCGUUCCUCAACACAGGAGACAAGACUGCUCAAAUGUACUGUGAAAUGAGCUCAAAAUGGAUUUCAUAUGACUUGGAAUUGUGAAACCCCAAACUAGAGUUAAAGGCAUUGGAGAAACAGAGCUGAUAGUGCCUUGACAGUUGACUGACUCCUCUUAGUCAAUCUGUAUGGAUAGUCCUACAUUCACAAUCACCAACAGUUGCUACAGUGUUUUUGUUGUUGUUUUUCGGCCCAUCCACCACCACUCUUUGGAGGACAAAAAUGAACUUUCUCUUUUGUUGUUACAUGGACAUUCUACACACAUUUUACAUACAUUGCACUUUAUUUUAUAUUUUAUUUUACAGUAGUUACAUAGCAAGAAUGCAACGCCAGGGUUGUGGGUUCGUUUCCCACGGGGGGCCAGUAUGAAAAUGUAUGCACUCACUAACUGUAAGUCGCUCUGGAUAAGAGCGUCUGCUAAAUGACGUAAAUGUAAAUGUAAUGAGCUUUUAAACCCACCCCUCAGCUACUUUCAGUCCAUCCUACCUAUCGCCGUAAAACACCCUCUUGUGAUUUCCAUGGGCCAUAUUCUUUUCAACUGUGCUGUUUCACAUAUUCUGAACCUGUUUAAUCGCAUAGUAUCUACAAUUUGUAAGUUCAAGAUAACUAUUUGUACUAAAAAUAUUAUUAUGUUGAUUGAAUUCCAAAUCUCCCAACAGUGCUAUUUGUAGGGUUAAUUUGAGAUAAAUGUUGUGAUUUUUCAGCGAUUCCUGAACCUGUGACCAGAAUCAAGCUACAUAGGGGCAAUACCAGAAUAAAUGAUCUAGUGAUUCUGUCUCUUCGCAGCAAAAUCUGCAGAGCUGAGAUUGUUAUAUGCCCCAUAUACAGUUAAAGUUGGAAGUUUACAUACAGUUAGGUUGGAAUCAUUAAAACUCGUUUUUCAACCACUCCACAAAUUUCUUGUUAACAGACUAUAGUUUUGGCAAGUCGGUUAGGACAUCUAAUUUGUGCAUGACACAAGUAAUUUUUCCAACAAUUGUUUACAGACAGAUUAUUUCACUUAUAAUUUACUGUAUCACAAUUCCAGUGGGUCAGAAGUUGACAUACACUAAGUUGACUGUGCCUUUAAACAGCUAGGAAAAUUCCAGAAAAUGAUGUCAUGGCUUUAGAAGCUUCUGAUAGGCUAAUUGACAUCAUUUGAGUCAAUUGGAGGUGUACCUGUGGAUGUACCGUAUUUCAAGGCCUACCUUCAAACUCAGUGCCUCUUUGCUUGACAUCAUGGGAAAAUCAAAAGAAAUCAGCCAAGACCUCAGAAAAAAUAUUGUAGACCUCCACAAGUCUGGUUCAUCCUUGGGAACAAUUUCCAAACGCCUGAAGGUACCAUGUUCAUCUGUACAAACAAUAGUACGCAAGUAUAAACACCAUGGGACCACGCUGCCAUCAUACCGCUCAGGAAGGAGACGCGUUCUGUCUCCUAGAGAUGAACGUACUUUGGUGCGAAAAGUGCAAAUCAAUCCCAGAACAACAGCAAAGGACCUUGUGAAGAUGCUGGAGGAAACAGGUACAAAAGUAUCUAUAUCCACAGUAAAACGAGUCCUAUAUCGACAUAACCUGAAAGGCCGCUCAGCAAGGAAGAAGCCACUGUUCCAAAACCGCCAUAAAAAAGCCAGACUACGGUUUGCAACUGCACAUGGGGACAAAGAUCGUACUUUUUGGAGAAAUGUCCUCUGGUCUGAUGAAACAAAAAUAGAACUGUUUGGCCAUAAUGACCAUCGUUAUGAUUGGAGGAAAAAGGGGGUUCUUGCAAGCCGAAGAACACCAUCCCAACCGUGAAACACGGGGGUGACAGCAUCAUGCUGUGGGGUUGCUUUGCUGCAGGAGGGACUGGUGCACUUCACAAAAUAGAUGGCAUCAUGAGGAAGGAAAAUGAUGUGGAUAUAUUGAAGCAACAUCUCAAGACAUCAGUCAGAAAGUUAAAGCUUGGUCGCAAAUGGGUCUUCCAAAUGGACAAUGACCCCAAGCAUACUUCCAAAGUUGUGGCAAAAUGGCUUAAGGACAACAAUGUCAAGGUAUUGGAGUGGCCAUCACAAAGCCCUGACCUCAAUUCUAUAGAAAAUGUGUGGGCAGAACUGAAAAAGCGUGUGCGAGCAAGGAGGCCUACAAACCUGACUCAGUUACACCAGCUCUGUCUGGAGGAAUGGGCCAAAAUUCGCCCAACUUAUUGUGGGAAGCUUGUGGAAGGCUACCUGAAACGUUUGACCCAAGUUAAAGAAUUUAAAGGCAAUACUACCAAAUACUAAUUGAGUGUAUGUAAACUUCUGACCCACUGGGAAUGUGAUGAAAGAAAUAAAAGCUUAAAUAAAUAAUUUUCUCUACUAUUAUUCUGACAUUUCACAUUCUUAAAAUAAAGUGGUGAUCCUAACUGACCUAAGACAGUGAAUUUUUACCUGGAUUUAAUAUCUGGAAUUGUGAAAAACUGAGUUUAAAUGUUUUUGGCUAAGGUGUAUUUAAACUUCCGACUUCAACUGUACAUUACAUUCUGUUUGUGGCAAGAAUUUUGUAUAAUAAUUUAAAAACUCUUUAAAGUUUUGAAUCAAGCGUAGUUUUGCGUAUCAGUUCAUAAACCAUGUGCCAUGGAAUCGGCACAUCGAAAAUCUCUUUCCAACUAUUUUGGUAUGGCGACGCGGUCAACAUUUUGGUCCUCACGUAAAACUGACAUAUUUGUGUGCCAAUUUUGGUCUUAAAUAAAGGGCAGACAAACAACUUCCUUCUUCCUCUUUCCUCCUCAAUUCUUUACAGUAAUGCUGCAAUCACUUGGUUGUCAUUUUGGAAAGAGCAGACAGCUACAGUCUUAAUCAAUGUGUUAGUCGUUCUGUGAAUCAAUCUGACAGCUAUCUGAUAAAUCAGUCACUUCCCUGUUUACAUUCUCAACAUAUGACAACAACAUCCACUAUGUAUCUACCAUGAAUCACUAAGAUUCUCACUCAAAUACAUGUAAUUAAAUUCAAGACCCUUUUAGAAAUAACUUUCAUUGCCAAAGCAAACAGGGAACAUAUUCUCUCUCUCCUCAUCUCUCCCAGUGUCAGGGUGUGUAGCAGAGCUGCAGGGGCGUACGUGAACCCUACAAGGGGAGCUGAAGGCUGAGUGUGAACGGUUCAGACAGACCCAGGACGCUCUAGCCAACGCCAGGAGAGACCUGACCACCAGAGAACAGAGUGUACAGAGGGCCAAGGACGAACUGAGCCUCGCUCACAGGAGAGCGAUCGGGUUUGGAUACACACACACUUACACUGUAUGAAACACACACACGGGUGAGUGACUGCCAAACAAACUGCACACAAGAGUGUGACUACCAAGGCAGAGGGACACAGUCACACCUAUCACACAUUCAGUUAUACUGUGUGUCUCCUCUCCAGGCCCAGUCGUUGGAGCAGGGUGUGAAGCAGCUGCAGGAGGAACUGAAGUGUCAGAGACAGAACACUGAGAGCAGCUGGCUGCAGCACCAGCAACGCACCAGAGACCUGGACAAACAACACCAGAGGGUGAGGGGGGGAGAGGGGGAUGGGUGUGUCUGAAGGUUGCAUACACCCCUCCACUGUGUGUAAGAUGAUCUGAAGAAGGACAAACAGAGGGUGAGGCUGUGUGUGUGUGUGUGUGUGUGUGUGUGUGUGUGGGGGGGGGGGGGGGGGGGGGGGGUGGGUCUCAUACACCUCUGUAGCUACUCACCCAGGUGUGAUGGUGUGUAAGGUGAUCUGGAAAAAGUCUAGUGUCAACUCAAGUAAAAAAAAAAAGUAUGAAAAUAACAAUAAUGAGGCUAUAUACAAGAAGUAUCAGUACUAAGUCAAUGUGCAGGGGUACAGGGUAGUAAUGAGGCUAUAUACAAGAAGUAUCAGUACUGAGUCAAUGUGCAGGGGUACGGGGUAGUAAUGAGGCUAUAUACAAGGAGUAUCAGUACUGAGUCAAUGUGCAGGGGUACAGGGUAGUAAUGAGGCUAUAUACAAGAAGUAUCAGUACUAAGUCAAUGUGCAGGGGUACAGGGGUAGUAAUGAGGCUAUAUACAAGAAGUAUCAGUACUGAGUCAAUGUGCAGGGGUACGGGGUAGUAAUGAGGCUAUAUACAAGGAGUAUCAGUACUGAGUCAAUGUGCAGGGGUACAGGGUAGUAAUGAGGCUAUAUACAAGAAGUAUCAGUACUGAGUCAAUGUGCAGGGGUACGGGGUAGUAAUGAGGCUAUAUACAAGGAGUAUCAGUACUGAGUCAAUGUGCAGGGGUACAGGGUAGUAAUGAGGCUAUAUACAAGAAGUAUCAGUACUGAGUCAAUGUGCAGGGGUACGGGGUAGUAAUGAGGCUAUAUACAAGGAGUAUCAGUACUGAGUCAAUGUGCAGGGGUACAGGGUAGUAAUGAGGCUAUAUACAAGAAGUAUCAGUACUAAGUCAAUGUGCAGGGGUACAGGGUAGUAAUGAGGCUAUAUACAAGAAGUAUCAGUACUGAGUCAAUGUGCAGGGGUACGGGGUAGUAAUGAGGCUAUAUACAAGGAGUAUCAGUACUGAGUCAAUGUGCAGGGGUACAGGGUAGUAAUGAGGCUAUAUACAAGAAGUAUCAGUACUGAGUCAAUGUGCAGGGGUACGGGGUAGUAAUGAGGCUAUAUACAAGGAGUAUCAGUACUGAGUCAAUGUGCAGGGGUACAGGGUAGUAAUGAGGCUAUAUGCAAGGAUUACUGUCCCGUGUAGCUCAGUUGGUAGACUAUGGCGCUUGCAACGCCAGGGUUGUGGGUUCGAUUCCCACGGGGGGCCAGUAUGAAAAUGUAUGCACUCACUAACUGUAAGUCGCUCUGGAUAAGAGCGUCUGCUAAAUGACUAAAAAUGUAAAAUGUAAAUGAGUUCCGGUACCCGAGUCAAUGUGCAGGGGUACGGGGUAGUUGAGGCAAUACAAUAUGUACACUGAACAAAAACAUAAAUGCAACAUGCAAUAAUUUAAAAGAUUUUAAUGAGUUAAAGUUCAUAUAAGAAAAUCAGUCAAUUUAAAUAAAUAAAUUAGGCCCUAAUCUAUGGAUUUCACAUGAUUUCACAUCACAUGAGAGAUGUGCAUCUUGUUGGUCACAGAUACCUUAAAUAAAAGGUAGGGGCGUGGACCAGGAAACCAGUCAGUAUCUGGUGUGAUCACCAUUUGCCUCAUGCAGCGCAACACAUCUCCUUCGCAUAGAGGAAAUCAGGCUGAUUGUGGCCUGUGAAAUGUUGUCCCACUCCUCUUCAAUGGCUGUGCGAAGUUGCUGGAUAUUGGUGGGAACUGGAACACGCUGUCAUACACCUCAAUCCAGAGCAUCCCAAACAUGCUCAAUGGGAGACAUGUCUGGUGAGUAUGCAGACCAUGCAAGAACUGGGACAUUUUCAGCUUCCAGGAAUUGUGUACAGAUCCUUGUGACAUGGGGCCAUGCAUUAUCAUGCUAAAACAUGAGGUGAUAGCGGCGGAUGAAUGGCGCGACAGUGGGGCCUCAGGAUCUCGUCACGGUAUCUCUGUGCAUUCAAAUUGCCAUCGAUAAAAAUGUUAAUUGUCGGUUACUUCCUGCCAAAUUCUCUAAAACAAUGGUAGAGAAAUUAACAUUAAAUUCUCUGGCAACAGCUCUGGUUGUUGCACGCUCCCUCAAAAUUUGAGACAUCUGUGGCAUUGUGUUGUGUGACAAAACAGCAUAUUUUAGAGUGGCCUUUUAUUGUCCCCAGGACAAGAUGCAACUGUGUAAUGAUCAUGCUGUUUAAUCAGCUUCUUGAAUGCCACACCUGUCAGGUGGAUGGAUUAUCUUGGCAAAGGAGAAAUGCUCACUAACAGGGAUGUAAACCCAUUUGAAAGAAAUUAGCUUUUUGUGUUCGUAUGGAACAUUUCUGGGAUCUUUUAUUUCAGCUCAUGAAACAUGGGACCAACACAUUACGUGUUGUGUUUAUAUUUUUGUUCAGUGUACAUGUAGGUAGGGGUAAAAGUGACUAGGCAUUCAGGACAGAUAAUUAACUGAGUAGCAGCAGCGUAUGUGGAGAGUAUGAAAGUGUGUAGUGUGUAUGUAUGUGCGUAUGUAGUGUGUGUAUGUGUGUUGGAGUGUCAGAGUAGUGUGUGUGGAUCCAGUGAGUGUGCAUAGAGUCAGUGCAAAUUAUUUUUUAUUUUUUAUAAAGGGGUUCGAUGUAAAUAGUCCAGGUAGCCAUUUGAUUAACUGUUCAGGAGCCUUUCGGUCCCAGACUUGAUGCACCGGCACUCCAUUUCCUAUAUAGUGUACUACUUUUGACCAGGGCCCAUAGGUUAGUACACUAUGUAGGGAGUAGGGUGCCAUUUGGGACUCAGAUCGCAGUGUUUCCCCUAUAUGCAUUAUCUGCUAAAUCGUAAAAAAUUUAAUACAUUAAUUAUUUAUAAUGUAGAUGUAUAAAUGUACAUUGAGUGUACAAAACAUUAAGAUCACCUUCCUAAUAUUGAGUUGCACCCCUCAGAAAAGGGCUGUACAUUACAGUAAAAGAGAUGCUUGGUUAUUCCAGGCUCACAGGUGCUACUUAACACUUUCUGAGAAUAUUUCCCACUCUACUAGUAGUCUAGCUUUUCAACCUCUAGUUCAUGAAUGAUAACAAUGAAUCACUUUCAGUUCCUCCAGUCAGUCACCACAGUCUAGUAAAUCAACCGCAGGCCUGACCUCAGUAAAAUACAGUGCAUUCGGAAAGUAUUCAUACCCAUUCCCUUUUUCCACAUUUUGUUACAUUAAAGCCUUAUUCUAAAAUUGAUUAAAUAAAUACAAAUCUCAUCAAUCUACACACAAUACCCCAUAAGGACAAAGCUAAAACAGGUUUUUAGAAAUGUUUGCCAAUUUAUUUUAAAAAAACUCAACUGAAAUACCUUAUUUACAUAAGAAUUCAGACCCUUUGCUAUGAGACUCGAAAUUGAGCUCAGGUGCAUCCUGUUUCCAUUGAUCAUCCUUGAGAUGAUUCUACAACUUCAUUGGAGUCCACCUGUGGUAGAUUCAACUGAUUGGACAUGAUUUGGAAAGGCACACACCUGUCUAUAUAAGGUCCCACAGUUGACAGUGCAUGUCAGAUCAAAAACCAAGCCAUGAGGUCAAAGGAAUUGUCCGUAGAGCUCCGAGACAGGAUUGUGUCGAGGCACAGAUCUGGGGAAGGGUACCAAAAAAUGUCUGCAGCAUUGAAGGUCCCCAAGAACACAGUGGCCUCCAUCAUUUUUAAAUGGAAGAAGUUUGGAACCACCAAGACUCUUCCUAGAGCUGGCCGCCCCUCGGCCAAACUGAGUAAUCGGGGGAGAAGGGCCUUGGUCAGGGAGGUGACCAAGAACCCGAUGGUCACUCUGACAGAGCUCUAGUGUUCCUUACAGAAGGACAACCAUCUCUGCAGCACUCCACCAAUCAGGCCUUUAUGGUAGAGUGGCCAGACAGAAGCCACUCCUCAGUAAAAGGAACAUGACAGCCCGCUUGGAGUUUGCCAAAAGGCACCUAAAGACUCUCAGAUUCUCUGGUCUGAUGAAAACAAGAUGGAACUCUUUGGCCUGAAUGCCAAGCGUCACAUCUGAAGGAAACCUGGCACCAUCCCUACAUUGAGGCAUGGUGGUGGCAGCAUCAUGCUGUGGGGAUGUUUUUUAGCGGCAGGGACUGGGAGACUAGUCAGGAUCGAGGGAAAGAUGAACGGAGCAAAGUACAGAGAGAUCCUUGAUGAAAACCUGCUCCAGAGCGCGCAGGACCCCAGACUUCCUUUUCCUUUUAUAUGUAAUCUUCUCAUAAUCCUCCCCGGUCCUCAACUUUUCCUUAGUGAGUACUUCCUUCCUCAAUUAUGGAGUAAUAUUCCUGUACCUCAUCUCUCUCCCAGGUGUCCCUUCAGAAGCAGGCAUUGGAGAGGGAUGUAGACGCUCUGAAAGAGAAAGUCAAAUGGACUGAGGGGGAACUGAAGGAGAGUGAGAAGAAAGAGUCCCAAACACAAACGAAACUAACGGUAUACACACACAAUGAUCAACUACAGAUGGACAGACUCUUGUGUCCUUUGGUCUAGACAUGUCAAUCUAUUAUGCCUGAACUAAGCAGUGGCCGCGUUAUGAAGUCACUGAAUCAUUUAGUCCAUAUGUUAUUGCUAUAGAAUUGGCUGCUGUUAUCUAAAGAAUAGGUUGGUUAUUAAAAGUUGCAUAGUUAUUACAUAGUUAUUGACUUCAUGCAUGUGAAUGUGUGCUGUUUCUCUCCUGUUGCCCUCCUAUAGGAGUCGGUGCGUGAGAGGGAGGGGCUGAAUGUAACACUGGAGCAGAACAGGAGGAGAGAGAGAGGACUGGAGGAGGAGGUGAAGAAGCUGACUGAUGAGCAGGCUGAGGCCCUCAGACGCAUCAAAGAACUAGAAGGUGAGGAGGAGGAGGAGGAGCGGAGGAGGAAAGAGGGCUGUUGUUGAUAAUGGGGUGUUUACCCUUUAUGACUAGAGACGAUAGACAAUGCUGUUGUCUGUUCAAGGUUAAGAAAUUUGAACAGGACGUGUUUGAGUUAACAAAAGAGUGAAAUCAUUCCUACACCAAAGUCACUCACUUCCUUUGAGCUGCACAAGCUGUUAGUCUUGUUACUGAUACCUUCAACGGUAUUACACCCUGGCUCAUGAUAUUUGGUUGAUUAUCCAAAUAAUGAACUCUAAACAAAUAAUUAACAUUUUCUUGAAUUAACAUGCCAGUUUGAAUGAUAAUAAGUCAUUUGGUUUAUCUUUUCCAGACCAGAAGACAGUCCAGCCCUCUGCUGCUCCAAUGGAGGACAGGAAACAAGAUAAGCGGCGAAAAGAGGAGGCAGAGUCGGUAGUAGAUGGCUGCAUUCCUGGAAAGGAAACAUCCACCAAGGACAAAAACACACUCAACACACAUAGCUCUCUUUCUCCAACAGACCAAAGUCUCCACCUCUCCAGCUCCGCUAGCUCCAAUACAGACUACGAGAGCGAGACCCUGUCCAGCCACUCCAAACCCCGAGCCCAGACCACCAGGGCUGAGGGAGACCUACAGAGGGAGAACAGAGAGCUGCGUUCAGAGCUGCAGGACCUUAAGGAUGAGUUACAAAGGAGACUGGAGGAUCUGGAGACCCAGCGCAGAGCGGAGGCCAAGGCCAGGACCAGGCUCAAGCAAAUCAGCCGCAAACACGCCUCCCAGGCUGAGACCACCAGAGAGAUGGAAAGGAGGAGGGAGUUAGAGGAGAGGGCAGAGAUGGGGAGGUUGAAGGAGGCACUGGCUGAACUUGAGAUAAAGGUCAGGAGAGAUGGAGUGGACAGGGAGAGGAGGGAGAGAGAGGACAGGGAGUCUGAAAGCAUGCUGCUGAACUUCCAGCUAAAAAAGCAGCUGGCUGAGUUGAAGACGGAGCUCUUGAUAGAACAGGAGGAGAGAGAAAAGGAGGAGGAGGGAAAGAGAAAGAGAUUGAAAAACAAAGGGAUAGAAGGAACGAUUGACCUGACUGUGAAGUUUGAAGAGCUCCAGGCAGAGUUGGAGGAACUGAAGAAUCGUGGACGUCUUGAAGUGAAGAACAUGGUUGAUAAAAACACCACUCUGACAUAUCUCACCCUGCACCAUGACAUCAACUCUAACUCCAACAACAACACUGUUGUCCCUGACUACAAGCUACUACCAUCUCCAGACCAGCACCAUCUCCUGUGUGAGAAUCCCAACCUCCCAGGCAACAGCAACAACAGCUGAUCUGAUCCAGGAAGACGGAACUCUGACCAAAGCUCCAGAACUCUCCAGACCUAUUGGUGAGGCAGAGACAACUGUGGAGGCCCAGGGGGGUGUAUCUGCCUCUGAGCUGGGUGAAACCACUGUGGAAGCUGAGAAAGGGGUAUCUCCCUCAGACCAGGGAGAGACCAAUAAAGACCUUCUGAGAGGUGUAUCUCCCUCAGACCAGGCUGAAACCACCAUGGAGCUCCAGAGUGGAGGCCUCUCUGCCUCAGAGCUAGCCCAGGAGGUGGAGCAUCUGCGUGGGGAGAGUGCCAGGGAGGCUGGGUGAGCCAGACAGACCCAGGCCAAGCUGGUGGCUCUACAGAGCCAGGUGACCAGGCAGACCCAGCAGCUGACCCUGGCCUUCGACCACCAGAGCAGACACAUCCAGGACCUGCUGGCAGACCUGCAGGAGAAGGACGGCGGCCUCCUCAGACAGGGACAGGAACUGCAGCGCUGUAGAAAUGAACUGGCCACACUCAGAGAGGAGAAGGAGAGACAGGAGGAAGAGAGGAGGUGGGAAAAAGAGGAGGGGGAGAGAAGGGAGGAAGCGAGACAGAAGGAGGAGAUAGAGGAAGGUAGGGCCACUAUAACCCGUCAGCAGGCUGACCAUUACACAGAUGUACAUCAGAUCACCCAUAGCACUCAGAAUGAGUCUGCCUCUGGGAAAGAAGAGAGUACAGACAUAACAAUGAAACCACUGAACACUACCCAGGCUUCCUCUGCACUUUGUGAUGAGGGAGGUCAGCUGACCACUCCACAGAAAAACUGUGUCACAGAAUCGCAUUAUGUAACAGACAACACUACCACUCUGAGCAGCCAUCCUGUUGAAAAUGAGGUGGCGAAGAUGGUGGAUUCUAAGGCUUCUGCUCAGCCAAGCAGGAGUGAAGAGACAGUUGAAAACACAGAGAAAUUCAAAUCGGACCAUUUAACUGUCACACGUUCCAAGGAGAAGAUGGAACAUCCUGAGGGUUCUUGGCUCCAACAGCAACACGCCCUAGUGACGGACACACCAUGGACAGCCUUGUCUUCAGGAGAGUUACUGAAGAGUUACAGCUAUCCCAGAAAGACCUGAGUCUAACCAGGACUGAGAACACACAUCUUACUGCAGAGCUGGAGAAGCUUCUGGUCCUACCAACAAACAACAGUACACCAGUGGACAGGGUAGACAAGAUGGUAGUGAAGAGAGUCCGGCUGAAGAGCUGCGGUCUCUAA
Coregonus sp. 'balchen' is the source of this 19428-nucleotide messenger RNA. Lineage: Eukaryota; Metazoa; Chordata; Actinopteri; Salmoniformes; Salmonidae. The record is from the annotation of a GenBank genome assembly.